AUGGAUGAAGUAGUUAUGGAUGCACCAGUAAAGAAGGAAUGCAGCAUUUUCAUGGCUCCUUCCUCUCUCAAGGGUCUACAAGGCUAUGGAAUCUUUACUACCAGAGAUAUUGACGAGCUGGAAUCCAUUUUACAGGCUCCGGAUGGACCUUCCAUUGUCGUCACGGACUUUAGAACACAACAAAAUAAGAAUGAAAGUAAGGAAAUGGUAGACUUUCGAAGGCAUUGGACGCACAUGUGGGAUCACUACUGGUGGGGUCGAGGAGUGGGAGACCAUGCGAGUUAUGAAGCAGAGUACAUGAUUGACUUUCAACCCACUUUUGGAGCCUUGCCCAAUCAUCACUGCCUGUGGAACACAAUCACUUUUGCCUUUCCAAAAGUACCUUAUCUGGAUCACCUGACAAAUUCUUCCUCGGUGGGAGCUGGAGCCUUUUCCUACCAUGCAGGCAGAGACUUUCGUGUCAAGAAACCCUUACCGGCUGGAUCGGAAAUAUUCUUGAAUUAUGGACAUUGCGAUCGAACGGAUGUGGAUCACAGCACUCCUCAAUGGACCAAAUACUCCAAAAUGAAACAAGACUAUCUACAAGCUGCCAAGUUGGUCAUGGCCCUUUGGAAUGCACUCUUCUACUAUGAACCCACUGGAACAGUCAGAGAGGAAUACCACACAUCUUUCUUGCAACACCAACAACAACAUCAACGAUCUACAAAUAAUAAUAACAACAACUAUGUGGGACGCAACAUGAUGGACUUGCCCUUGGUCGAAGGUAUUCUGUACGUUUCAGGGAUUCUCAAAGAGGAAGAGUCGCAUCCCGUACGAUCUCUCAUCCCCUCCUCUACCGGUGAACUCUUUCGAGUCAUGGAACCCUUUCUCCAGAACAACGAAAAUAAUGACUUGGACGAAGGCACGGAUCGCUUCCGAAGCAUUCCAAAUGUCAAACCAAUGGCAUUGGCGGAACAACUCGAACGGAUUCUAGGGACCAAUCCUCGAACACCGGAAUGGAUUCAACAACAUGGCAUGUGCUUGGAAAACCUUAUUCCCAAACCCAGUACUCUCCCUCAAGCCGGACAGGGAGGAUUUGCACAACAUUCCAUCGCCAAGGGAGAGAUUGUAGUCCCAGCUCCCACCUUGCACAUUCUACACAAGGGAGUCUUGGCCAUGACCAACCACCACGACAAUCACCAACAACAGCAACAACAACUCUUGCUCAACUACUGCUGGGGCAAUACACAAACCACGCUUCUAGUCUGUCCCAUUACCAAUGCUCAACUCAUCAACCAUUGCAGUGAUCGACCAGGAUUUCCUUGUCCCAAACUGAACAAGGGUAGCGGCAACGACACUUCUACGAGUACUAGUACUGGUCCCAAUGCCAGAAUCGAGUGGGCCGACUCCAGUUGGGAUCCCUCCACCAGAGAAUGGCUCAACAUGACCAUUCCACAAAUGAUGCAACAGCCACUCUAUCAGCGAGGACUGUCACUCCAGGUUGUUGCCACGAGAGACAUAUUGCCGGGCGAGGAAGUGUUUGUAGACUAUGGACAAGAUUGGGAACAUGCAUGGAUUCGACAUGUCAUUGAUUGGAGCCACAAUGACGAUGACAGUGGUGGCAGAACCAAGCAGCAGAGACGAUCCGUGGCACAACUCAAUCAAGCCAUUGAAAAGGGACAGCCCCUGGACUACUUGGUUGCCAAUGAUCUCUGGGCGACCGAUGACGCCGGUCAAGAUGACUACCUCAUGACGGUCUGCAUGUACGAGACGUCCGAGCAAGAUGAAGAUGAUGCCUACCAGAUCAAAGUCGACGGCAACUGGAGGCGGGUGUAUGCCGACGAGGACGAAUUGCUGGAAGCCUUUGCCGAUUCCGGAGAAGACUACGUCUACAGCGGUGGCUAUUCUCAGCACGACGAAGGUAUCUACUGGCCCUGCACAGUCUUGCGUCGAGAAGAAGACAAUGACGACAGCGUUACAUACACGGUCCGGAUUCAUGCAUCUCCAAUCGACGACGAUGACAAGUCACUGGCGUGGCACGAAAACAACCUACCUCGCAUGCUGACGAGCUAUCCAUUGGCAUCCAUCCGGUACUUUCCUCGAAUGUAUCACAGUGACCAACAUUUGGUUCAUGCCUUUCGCCAUCCCAUGGGUUUGCCCGACAACAUGAUUCCGGAUCGAUGGAAAACGCUGGACGCAUGA
Molecule: messenger RNA, 2181 nt
Organism: Seminavis robusta
Lineage: Eukaryota; Bacillariophyta; Bacillariophyceae; Naviculales; Naviculaceae
Source: the annotation of a GenBank genome assembly